This is a messenger RNA of Ylistrum balloti, 7196 nucleotides long. Its product is annotated as cytoplasmic FMR1-interacting protein-like. Gene Ontology annotation, biological process: axon guidance; cell morphogenesis; regulation of translation. The record is from RefSeq and is a predicted model, not a curated record. Gene Ontology annotation, cellular component: synapse; SCAR complex; neuron projection. The transcript has 30 exons. Gene Ontology annotation, molecular function: small GTPase binding; RNA 7-methylguanosine cap binding. NCBI's taxonomy places the organism in Eukaryota, Metazoa, Mollusca, Bivalvia, Pectinida, Pectinidae. The coding region runs from base 91 to 3876 and encodes 1261 amino acids.
CGGAAGUGAAGUAAAAAUGGGGCAGGGCUGAUAUAAACGAGGAAAAAAUCGAUUUCGGUCUUUAUUUAGCAGAUACCAUUGAUAUUCAUCAUGGCAGCAGGGGAGAAAAUCACAUUGACAGAUGCACUACAAAAUGUGGAUGUGUUGGAUGAGCUUCCCUUGCCAGACCAACAGCCAUGUAUUGAGGGCAUGUCCUUGUCAAUCCAUUAUCAGGCCAACUUCGACACCAACUUUGAGGACAGGAAUGCCUAUGUCACAGGAGUUGCUCGAUACAUUGAGGAGGCAACUGUUCAUGCAGAACUGAAUAAACUGCUGGAGGAGGGCCAGGAACAUGCCGUGAUGUUAUAUACAUGGAGGUGUUGCUCCCGAGCUCUACCACAGGUGAAGAGCAAUGAACAGGCUAACAGGACUGAGAUCUACCAAAAGACUGUGGAAGUGCUCGACCCACAGGUCUCCAAACUGAUGGAUCUCAUGUAUUUCACGAGACGAGCUAUACAGAGGUUUGGAAGUGAAGUGAAGCGCUUGUCCCACAAUCAAAAGAGAAAUGACUUUGUGUCAGAAGCCUAUUUGGUUACAUUGGGAAAAUUUAUCAAUAUGUUUGCUGAACUGGAUGAGCUGAAGAACAUGAAGGCUGGAAUUAGAAAUGACUACUCUGCUUAUAGAAGGUCAGCCAUGUUCCUGAAGGUAAUGGCCGAUCCACAAGCCCUGCAGGAAUCACAGAAUCUCUCUAUGUUCUUGGCCACUCAAAAUAAGAUACGAGAAAUGCUUAAGGAAGCCCUAGUGGAUGCUGGCAGUUGUGAAGAGCUCCUGGCUGACAUCAUCAACAUCUGUGUGAGCAUGUAUGAGAACCGUCUCUUCCUAGAGCCUAGUGAAAAGUACAUGUUGGUCAAGGUAAUGGCGUUUGGGAUAUACCUGCUGGAUAGACCAGAUUGUAGCAUCUAUAAGAUGGACCAAAGGAAGCGAAUCAAUAUCUCUAAAAUAGACAAGAUUCUUAAGCAACUCGAAGUUGUUCCACUGUAUGGAGAUAUGCAGAUAAACCCAUAUACCUACAUCAAAGGCAGCUGUAACUAUGAUGCAUCACGGUGGAACUUCUGUGAAUCAAGCCACAUCAGUCCUCAGUCCAACAUUCUAGCAAAUCUGGAGGCGAUACGAGAGGACCACAUGGCAUAUAUAAGUCAGCUUUCCAAACACAGUAACGAGGCCAUCACAACAACACGCGAGUCACCACGACCUGAUUCUGAGAACAAAGAACUGAGUGAGCUUGCCUUACGUGGAUUACAUCUCAUGUCAGCCUGGACACAACAGGUCAUGGAGCUGUAUUCCUGGAAGUUGCUGCAUCCAACAGACAGCCACCAGAACCCUGACUGUCCACAGUCUUCUGAGGAGUAUGAACGGUCUAUCAGGUACAACUACAACAGUGACGAAAAGUUUGCCAUCAUAGAAGUUAUUGCAAUGAUUAAGGGGCUACAACUCCUGAUGGCCCGAAUGGAAACAGUGUUUAUGGAUGCUAUUCGACGACACAUCUAUGCUGAACUACAGGAUUUUGUACAGCUUAUCCUGAGGGACCCACUCCGCAAGUCCAUCAAAAAACGCAGUGACGUCAUCAAAGUGAUAAUUAUGGCAGUACGGGACACAUGUGUUGACUGGUUCAGAGGAACGGAGCCUCAAGAUGACCCCUCACUCAAGGGCAAGAAGGAUCCAGAUGAGGGCUUUAUGAUCAAGGUCCCCAGGAGGAAUGUUGGCCCCUCAACAACGCAGCUGUAUAUGGUGAGGACCAUGUUGGAGUCGUUGAUUGCUGAAAAGAGUGGUGGAAAGAAGACACUGAGAAAGGAUAUUGAUUACCAACAUCUGUUAACCAUUGACAACUUCCACAAAACCUCAUUCUUCUGGAACUAUCUCCUCAACUUCAAUGAAUCUCUCCAACGAUGCUGUGACCUGUCUCAGCUCUGGUACAGGGAAUUCUUUUUGGAGAUGACCAUGGGCAAGCGCAUACAGUUCCCUAUAGAAAUGUCGUUGCCAUGGGUGCUAACAGACCACAUACUGGAGACCAAAGAGCCUUCAAUGAUGGAGUACAUUCUGUACCCCUUGGACUUAUACAAUGACAGUGCCCACUAUGCACUCACCAAGUUCCACAAGCAGUUCCUGUAUGAUGAAGUGGAGGCUGAGGUGAAUCUCUGCUUUGAUCAGUUUGUGUACAAGUUAAGCGACCAGAUAUUUGCCUACUAUAAGCAUCUGGCAGGAAGUAUUAUGCUUGACAAGAGGUUUCGUUCAGAGUGUGCAAGCAUGGGUGUCAAAGUGAAUUACCCAGUUGCUAACAGAUACCAGACUUUGCUGCGACAGCGACAUGUACAGAUCCUAGGAAGACUUAUUGAUCUGAACAAGCUGAUCGGCCAGCGAGUGAAUGCUGCUUUACAAAAGGCCCUAGAUGUAGCCAUCGCCAGGUUUGAGGGUGGUGACAUCACUGGAAUUGUGGAACUAGAGGGGCUGAUUGAGUGUAACAGACUCACCCAUAAACUAUUAGCCAAGUACUUGACAUUGAAUGACUUUGACGCCAUGUUGAGAGAAGCCAACCACAAUGUGUCUGCACCCUAUGGACGUACGACACUGCAUGUGUUCUGGGAGGUCAACUAUGACUUUCUGCCCAAUUACUGUUACAAUGCUGCUACCAACAGGUUUGUAAAGACAAAGCUGCCAUUUGGUCCUGAGAGUCAGAGAGAGAAACCUCCCAAUGCUUCACCACACUACAUCUGGGGCACAAAGGCCCUGACAACCUCAUACAGUGCUAUCUACAACCUAUACCAAGGUUUUGUUGGAGCUCCACAUUUCAGAGCCAUCUGUCGCCUGAUUGGCUAUCAGGGUAUCGCUGUGGUGAUAGAGGAACUACUGAAGAUAGUCAAGGCUUUGCUGAAAGGAACCCUGUUUGAUUAUGUGAAGACUUUGAUGAGAGUCAUGCCAAAUGUUUGCCGAUUACUGCGAUACGACUAUGGAUCACCAGGUGUGAUGGGUUAUUACCAGGCCCAGUUAAAUGAUCUGAUUCAGUACCCAGAUCUGAGGACAGAGGUGUUCCAGAGUUUCCGGGAGGUCGGAAAUGCCAUCCUGUUCUGUAUGUUGGUAGAACAGUCUCUGACACAAGAAGAGGUUUGUGACUUGAAACAUGCUGCACCGUUCCAGAAUAUCAUACCCAAACCAUUUAUUCCUAUCAAAGAGGGUGACAACAGGAAGGAGAAAGAACAGGAGCUGAAGAUGAUGAUGAAGAGAUUAGAAGCAAAAUAUGCUGCUCUUCAGGUGGUACCUGUCAUCUCGAAACUGGGAAAUAGUCAGCAAAGUGAGAUUGCCGCAGAAGGAGAUCUUUUGACCAGAGAGAGACUGUGCUGUGGACUGUCCAUGUUUGAGAUAGUGCUGACUAGAAUCCGUACAUUUGUGGAAGAUCCACUCUGGGUUGGUCAGCCUCCAGCCAAUGGUGUUAUGAAUAUUGAUGAAUGUACAGAGUUCCACAGGUUGUGGAGUGCCAUCCAGUUUGUCUUCUCCAUCCCUGUCGGGGACAAUGAAUACACCAUAGAGCAGUUGUAUGGUGAGGGUCUGAACUGGGCAGGAUGUGCUCUUAUCAUCCUUCUUAACCAGCAGAGGAGGUUUGAAGCCCUCGACUUCAGCUACCACAUCCUCAAGGUCAACAGGGUAGACAUGAAAGAUGAAAAUGUCAAAGGAAUUCAAUUAAAGAAGAUGGUGGACAGAAUCAGGAAAUUCCAAAUAUUAAACAAUCAAAUAUUUGCUGUGUUGAACAAAUAUCUAAAGACCAAUGACUCCGACAGUAUACCUGUAGAACAUGUGAGGUGUUUCCAACCACCUAUCCACCAAUCCUUAGCCACUACAAUAUGAACAGCACCAGGACUGUUAACUUGUUGGGCAUUUACAAGAUACAGUCUGACCUGUACCAGGUUUUGUUGUGACAUUACAUAUUGAUGGAUUCCAAGUCACAUGUCACAGUUACUGACAUAUUAGGUUAAAUAUGUCUCACCUGUGUCAAAAUCUGCUUUAAGAUGAUGGGAGGUCACAUUAAUUUUUUUUAAGACCUUGGAAAAAUGGCUACAGUGAAAAGCUUAAGGACAGACAGGUAGUUAUGUCUGUGUAUUCCUGGGAGAGUUUAUGUAUCUCGCUGAGACUGUGUAUCCUACAGAGACUGUGUAUCGCCUGGAGAGUUUGAAUGGCAGAUUGUAACCAGCUUAGUCCAAAUAAUAUAUGUGAUCAGUAGAAAAGUUAAAAGAGGCAUUGUUGGCAGUAACAGUUCAGCCUCGUGUAACUCAUCAGAGACACAAGAUAUUUAUUUGAUGGCUCGCUAAUUAUUUACGAAGAUAUCAACAUAUGAGAUUAAAUCAACGGACAAAUAGUUUAUCACAGCUUCAUGCAUUCGUCAUACAUGAUGUAAAGAUAACCUGCCCCUCAUGGUUAGGGCAAAUGGUGUUCCUCUGGCUGUCACUCUGUCAUUAUUUUGUGUUGAUUUACUGAUGCAGAACAGUAAUUUGGUAUGUAUUUGUAUAUGAAAAUAUGCAGACCAAGUAUGAUCUGGUUAUGGUUGAUUUGAGUUAUUGCUAUCAAACUUUAAGAAUUUUAAUUAAAUACUCAUAAAAAUGAUAAAACCAAAAUUGGAGUCUUGCCUUACUCCUUAAGGAAUUAAAAAAAACUCUGUAAAUGACAAUAUUUUGAAGGCCAUAGCCACUGUAGUUGCGAUGAUUUACUUGGCAACCCAUUCAUGGUCAACCAAUACCUAAAUUUAGAGUACACCACUUAACAAAGGCAUGACACUGAAAAGUUUCAAACUUCUCCAUGGUUGCUUGUCAGGGCAUUUUUGUGUUUCCGACACAUUUACAAUAUUUUAUAUAAUGUUGAAGAAGUGCAGCAGUCUUCCAUAUGUAUUGAAAUAUUUUCUAUUACACAACAGGUAGAGCUUUGUUUAAAAUGUAUUCUAAGGACCGGAUGGUAUUCUUUUCAGCAUUGGACUUCAAAGAUCAUGAACAGUAAUUUGAAAUGUUUGUGAGUUUACAGUUCUGGGACAAAGUAUAAUUGACAAAAUCACUUCACAUUUAUGUAUUAAGAAAUAGUUGCGUCUGUGUUUUAGAAAAAAAAAAUUAAGUCACGAGAUUAAAAAAUCUAAAGGAAAAUACAUUGGUAUAUAUUUCAUUUUUGUGUGAUGAAAUCUUUAAAAGAGAAGCAAAUUAGUAUUGGUAACAGUUUCUAGAUUAAAGUAAUCAGAUCUAGAUGUAUUAGAAAAACAAAUGACGGACUUCUUUGUGGAGGAGGGAGGGGUAUAAUUAGACAAUAUUAUUGUAAACAAGCUUUGAUUCACAUAUUUCAUAUGUAAAGAGAUACAUGCAUGUGUGUAAUUUUGAGCCUUUGUGUGUUUACUGCCAUAAUUACACAUUAACUACAUAAGGAUAUGGUAGAUAUAAUCUAGAACUCUGGUUGUCAAUACAUAUAUUUAAAUAUGUUUGUAUUUGUAGUGUGUGUGUAUAUUUUUAUCCAGUUUUGCUUCAGAUACAAAUAAAAAAGAGUGUUAUUUAGAGAUUUGGAUGUAAUUGACUUAAUAUCUUUUAGUAUGUUGAUAUUUUAAAGGAAUGUUUACAUAUAUGAAUACAUUAAUCAAAUAUGAAGGGAAAUGAGCAAGUCUAUCUUCAUGUACAUUACUUUCGUCAGAUGAAAAAUAACUUUCAACCGCAGUUUUGUUGUCUCAUAUUUUGAAUUAUUGCUACUGUAAUUGACACUUUUCUCUGAUCUGUUCAAAUAUCCGCUGAUCUGUGCAAAUAUCUCCAAAAUGAUAUUUCAGAAAUCAAUAAAUACCUUAAUUGAUCAUAAUGUCAUUAUUUAAGUCUCUACUUUCCUCAUAUGAAUAUUUUUUUCUUUUAUUUCUCAUGUUUUACAAGAAUCUCUGAUUAAGCAUGAUCAAUUUUUGAUACUUCCAGUUACAAUUUUUUCUGAUAAAUAUAAUAAUAUACUAGAGCUAUGUGGAGUAGUAGUUAGGAUCUGAUCACACUGUUCUGAUGAAAAGUUAGCUCAAUACCUUAAAAAGAAUCAAUUUCUGUGAUUAUUUAACUUUUUCUCCUUUUUGGAAUCUGUUGAUAUUCUAUGAAGUAGAUCUGUAUCACACAUCCUUCUGAAAUCAACCUUGUAGUAGUUACAUUCUCUUUAUCUAAUCUAUGAUAAGAAGAUAUUUGCUUUCUGGAGAGACUACAGGGUAAAACUGAUUACAGUUUGGUUUAGACAAUGUUUAGCGUUGUGAUAUAAAGACACCAGUAAAACCUUGUGCCUGUUCUGUUUGCACUUAAGUACAAACAUUUUUUAUCAUAAAUUUUUGUAAUAUUUACUAAUUUAAAAGAACUUGAAACUUUUUGAAGAAAUAUUUUAGCUUUAUCUUAGGAUAUUUUGAAACCUGUUAGAAUCCAUCAUUUUCUGUUGAUAUGAAGACAAGUUUGUUGGUAGAGGUUCUGUGAAUGCCCAUUAUGGUAGGUCUAUUUACCAGUUAUGUUAAUAUAACUAUUACCUGUUCUUUCAGGUAUGGCAAUGGUAAAAUUAUAAAUUGUACUUAAAAUUCAGUAAUGGCCAUGACAAACUAUAAAGGGGUUUCUUUUGUUGAUACUGUGAAUAUGUCAACUAAAGAGAAGUAUUUUUGUUGUAGAAAAAAAAGUCACUUAAUUUGACAGUAAUAAGGAUACCAUGGCUCUGGUAUUUGAAGUCACAAACUGACAAAUAUGCAACUUUGGUGUAAUAUUUGAUACUGUCAACAAAAUACUUUCAUGGUUGUUUGAGAGCAAAACCUUUUAGUGAUGGUGUGAAAAACUCAAAAUUACUUAAAAUUUUCAUUUAAUUUCAUUUAAUUCCCAUUUUAAAAUAAAACUGAUAAAACAAAGCAAGCAGAAUAAUCACAUGUAAAGACUUGGGUGUGUUUUUAGAGUCACUGAAAUCAUGUGUGAGAAGACUAGCCUGAUUUUGUUGUGUGAUCCCGGUCAUUUAUAUAAUUCUUUAUUGUAAGUAGAAAACCUUUUAUACCAUGCUUAUGUCUUAACACUUCACCAUGAAACUGUAGACAUUAAUGUUCUGUGCAAUACAAGUUCUAUAACGCCAGAGUAACAUGAUACAAACUUUGUAUUUUAUUAUGUAGAAAUGAUAACCAUAUGUAAACAAAAUUCAAUAAAUCAUAAAUACAA